UCGAAAACCAACUUUGUAGAUAUGAACUCUGAAAUCACCCUCUCUUGUCUAGUUUGCAAUGUGUCGGAAGUAACUAGAAUAGAGUACCGCCAUAAUGAUGAACGUGUUGCGGUUUUUAUAUUCGGUAUUACAUCAGUCACAAACUCAUCAUCUUUCAAACUGGAGAGCCUUUCGUAUGGACAAGAAAUAUCAGAACUUUUCUUGAAAGUUCGCAAAUUUACAGACGCAUCAAUCGGAACAUAUACCUGUUUCAUCAAUGAAACAAGCAAGUCGUCAUUGUACCUUACAUUGAAAGUUCCAGUGGAAAAUGUAACCUUAAUACCAGAAAUUCAAACAGUGUCCGUCCUUUCCGGUGUGGUAAUAAAUUACAUCAGCUGUGUUUCAUCAAUUGGACGCCCAACGCCCACAAUUACCUGGUAUCUUGACAAUAGAACGCCGUUUGAUUACUCUGAUGACGUGAACCUUACUGGGAAUAGCAAUAAUACUGUGAUCGCCGAUGUCACGACAAGCAGUCUAUCAAUUGCAUUUACAGCUAAAGAGCACAGUGAACGGAUUUACUGUAAUGUUUCAAACGGAUAUACACCGGUCAUAUCCAAACGGACUUUCCUAAUCGAUGUGUUGGAUCCACCGUCAGUUCCAUUGUGUCAAAUCGGAACAAGUACCAUAAAAUCAAACAUUAUACGGGCUGCAAAAAAUGACCCUUUUGUAAUGACGUGUACCAGCAAAAGCAACCCAGCCCCAUUGCGCUACAAAUGGAUACUGCCUUGGGGAGAGGAACAGAAUGGCACUCAACUCACUAUUGAAACUCUGCGAGAAAGCAGUAACAAUAUAUACACACUUGAAGUGAUCAAUGAAAUGAACUCAACCUUCUCAAAUGAGAUUGUUAAAGGAAAUCUCACUACAUCGUUUACAUUUGAAAUUUUAUCACCACCUGCCGCUCAGUUCAUUGGAAAUUACACAGUUCUAUUGAACACAACGUUGUCUGUUGUGUGUCCGUACAUACCAGGAAACCCCCCAGAGACAAGAUUCAUGUGGUUUCGAGGAAAUACAUCCUUGAUAAGGUCAGAGCAAACUUUGUCGUUGACACGUUUGAAGAUCGCUGACGAAGGAUCUUACACCUGCAAAAUAAGCAACAUAUUGGACCCUACAGGACGAGACAUUGAAGAGGCAUUCGAUGAAACAUCAUUUUACGUGGAUAAUGAUGGUGAUGAAUACGAGCCUGUCACAUUGCGUAGCAUCGUGGGAAGCUUUGAGCGGAAACUUCAAAGAGCAAAGUACCCAUACUCUAUCUUCCGGAGCAGUGGUCCAGAAUUUUACCUUACAAGUGACUGCCUGAAAGCAAAGCAGAACAAUCUAAAAAUAACAACAAGGAAAAGGUAA
Molecule: messenger RNA, 1380 nt
Organism: Dreissena polymorpha
Lineage: Eukaryota; Metazoa; Mollusca; Bivalvia; Myida; Dreissenidae
Product: hemicentin-2-like
Exons: 5
Coding region: 22-1380 (452 amino acids)
Biological process (GO): cell-cell adhesion
Cellular component (GO): cell-cell junction
Molecular function (GO): cell adhesion molecule binding
Source: RefSeq, a predicted model, not a curated record